ACCAGAAUGGACACAAAGCGAGAUAAAGAACAAGAUGCAGAGGUGGACAAGAUAACCGCCGGACUGCUCAAGUCGCACUCGGGGGAGUUCGAUUUGGAGUCCAUUCUGUUUCUCAAAUUUAGGGGUCUGGGAAUACACGAUCUCGGAUGUAUAGGAGAGUGUAUGAGUUUGGAGAGACUGGACCUCUCUGGGAAUAAUAUUGUCAAUUUAGCUCCUCUGUCGCCCCUGCGGCUGCUUUCUGUCCUCAAUUUGUCCGCCAACAGGAUUUCCAAUUUAGAGCCGCUGCACAGUUGUGAAAAUCUACAGAAUUUAAAUCUGGCGGGUAAUAUCAUCUCCAGUAUCGAGAACCUUCUCUGCCUUCAGUCUUUAAGAAAGCUCGAAAGUAUUCGCCUCAACGACAACACGUAUAAUUAUUCUAAUCCAGUGUGCAGGAACGCAUCCUACAAGGCCAUAGUCUUUGAGAUGUUCCCCAACAUCAAGGUGCUCGACGGGGAGAGAGUGGUUGGACGUGGAAGUGACUUAUACCAGCUAUGCAAAGACAUCGACGACACUAUUAAAGCUGGUCAGUACAAGAACGGGCAACUUGUUGAACAUCACGACUGCAAGCCAUGGGUGGAGGAUACUUAUUGGGAAAUAAAAAGGUCGAACAAUGCCAUUGUGGAAGAAUCCUACAAGCAGUUUAAUGAUGUUCUUCAUGAAUGCCGACUCCUAAACAACAGAGCUACUCACGUCAUCACCCAGACUGAAAGGUCCAUGAGCCUCAAGAAGCAGCCAAAGCAAUAUGCCAUUUGAAUGUGCAGCGACUAGUUAUUGAAAACAACACAAACACUGUAUUCUUUAUUUUAUAGAUGGCUAAGUAAAGUAAAGCUAGAAAUACAUGCUCUUUAUGGCAUUGUUCUAAUUCUGUGGGAUACAAGCAAGCCUCAGAAUGGAUGUGAGAUGUCUUUCCUUGCACACAGUUCAUAUUGUGCCAUCGUAGCCUGCAUUUUUGCAGAAGCAUACAGUACAGUAUAUGCUGCUAGAAAUGUCUAAAUAUUUAAAAUAACUAAGAGCUUUUCCAUUCUGCUGGAUCAUUAUGGGAGCAUCCCAUUGCUGUACGCUUUCUAUGUAAAAUGAUUUUUUUCCCUGAAGAUAUGAAUGAAUGUUGAGCUCUUUAUACUUGUUUUAUACCAUAAAGUUUAUUGCAUAUGCAAAUA
This is a messenger RNA of Nerophis lumbriciformis (worm pipefish), 1196 nucleotides long. It is a transcript of the gene lrrc61, whose product is annotated as leucine rich repeat containing 61. The record is from RefSeq and is a predicted model, not a curated record. Gene Ontology annotation, cellular component: cytoplasm. Gene Ontology annotation, molecular function: protein binding. Lineage: Eukaryota; Metazoa; Chordata; Actinopteri; Syngnathiformes; Syngnathidae. Gene Ontology annotation, biological process: outer dynein arm assembly.